AUGGUGAGCAGCAGCUGGAAGCGGACGCUGGGGAACGUCAGGUCCUUCGUGGGGAACUCUCUGGGGGGUCUGAGGGGCGGCGCCAACCUCGCCUCGUGGGCCGUGGCCGGCACUCUGGCCUACUUUCUCUGGGUGAAGCCCUCCAGGGAUCUCAAGAGGGAGCAGGAGGUAAUUAUAAUGGUUAAUUCUCUCUGAUUAUGCCUGGGUGAUGGUACUUUUAAUCCAUUAUUUGAUAUCCUUGGGGAUACUUUCAUCCUGUACUGCUCUCCUCCUUUUUCUUCAUGUGCUACGAUUAUUUUGUAUCUGAUUGGUUGUUUUAUGCGAUCUGAAUGCUGUUAUGAAUAUGAUAACGUUGAAAUCAUUGUUUCAAAUAAAUUCCACGUUGUAUCUCCAAAGAAGAGCAGGGGAACUGGACCGGACUGCGUGGUCGUAUGACUAAUUUAUUCAUUUUCGAUUCAAAUUAUGGAGCAUAAUAUGCUUAAACCUUGGAAUCCAAUGUAUUUUGCUAUAAUAAUGGAAAAUUUUCAGUGCCAUUUGAUCAGCGGAGUAAUCUACUUCCUCAUCUAUAUUCGUUUCAUUUUUUUUAUCACUUCAUAUAUUUUGUGGCAAGUUGAAAUGUGGCCCAUACUUCCAUUCCUAAAAUAAAAUGGAGGGCAUAUUAUUUUUUGGGCGCAUACAUUUCAUCUUACGCUUUAUCCUUGUUCUAUACAGCGUGAACUCCAUUCCUAAAUUCCCUAGUGAUGGUAACAUAGCUUCCCUAGUGAUAUGCUUAAUCAAAACUUCCAGUUUUUUAUCAUUCCAUUUGAAUACUUUCUCAAGGAUUCACGGGUCAUAACCAGUUUGUUCAGAUUGGUGGCUUUCACUGGGAUCAUACCGCGUGAUCUUAUUUCACAUUUUUCUUAGAUAUUAUUUCAGAUUUAUCUUAAAUUUAGUAUCUUAAAGUGUUAGCCCGGAUUUAAGUUCUCUUCUCCAACUAUUUUAAUAGGCCCAGGCCUUAUUUUUCUGUCUUCUGUAACUUCUCCAACUUUCCCUCAUAUGUUCUUUCAGUUUUCGCCACCACCAAGCUAAUUUCGUUUCAACAGCUAAAAGAUUGAUGAAACCCUGGAGGUUCAUAUAAGAAAAAAAUUUGAAUAUGGCCCUUAAAAAAUCUCUUUAAUCAAUGUCCAUUUCUGGUGAUAAUGAAAAAACGUCGCAGGUCUGUUAUGGACUCACAGUAAAUCAGAUUGCAAGGGUUUUUUUACUCAUAUGAUAAUUAUAUUAGUCCAAGCCCUCAGAAUGGUGAAACUACCACUCACUAGACUUGAUAUAUGAAUAGUUAUUUAGUUUAGAAGGCGGUCAAGAGAAACAGCUGGAUUUUAACUUCUGGAAAACUAGGCAGCAUUGAAUGAAUGAAAUAUGUGGCAGAUUAUAUAUCUACUGAUCAUAGAUCACAUUGAAAGGGUGCAUAUCAUAAUCAUAUCAGUAAUAGUUCCAAAGAGUGAAUUGAAAGGUGAAUCUAAAUUACCAAACUCAAAUAGGGAACCCAAAAAUUAAAUUUCCUUGUCCCGUGGAGGGUCACUUAGCAGAGGAUAGAAGAGGACAGUCAUAUGUUCACCCUUUAUUCAGUAAUGAAGGGAAUCAUGUUCUCUCUACUUGUUGCAUCAGCAAGGUCACCACUAAUAGGCCCCUGACCUUGAUAACAAAAACGUAAGAGAAGAUGAUUUUCAUUGGCUUUGCUCUUUAUUAUCUUAUAUAUAUACGUGCACAUAUAUAUAUAUAUAUAUAGAUAUAUAGAUAUAUAUGCUUGAAUCUUUGAGGUCUCAGUUGGCCGGCCUGGGCUCAGACCUUUGAAGUUUCUCAUACUGGUUAAAUUUUUCCUAUAAUCUUGGUAUUAGUUGGUGAGAAACUAAAAAGAAUACAAAAGGUGAAAAAUAGCACAAUAAAUCUGCCUUUGAGGGGGGUGAUAUGGAGACCCAACAAGGGAAAGAAGAAAAAAUAUAUAUUCUAGUGACUGGGAGGGUUUCAUAUAGACUGUCAAGAAUAGAAGAAAUGGAAAACAAUGGAAUGAAUGAUACAUAGCAACGUAUGCAUGAUCUGAUCCAGCAUCAAAUUUGCCUGCCUGUUUGAGCCCAGCAUAAGAUGAAGUCGCUAGAGCUGCCCAACCCAAAGUUGUAUCCUCUUCGUUAACUGGUUCAUAAAUUACUGACUAUGCUCAAAAAUGCUCUCAGACCAGGCAAGGUUAGGUCUGGCCUUGAUGCUGAACAACGUCAUGAUUCAUAGGGAUUUGUUAUUGAACUUUAUGAUGUGGGUCUACUUACUAUUUUUUAUUUAAUUUUGCAGCGGAAAGCAGCCCUAGCUGCAGCCUCAGAUCCCUAUGCUUAUGUUGAGAAGAGAAAGCCCAUUCCCGACCCUCAGGUAACUGUCCCAGCACCCACACACGUUAGCCUCUCUCUCUCUCUCUCUCUCAAAUGAUUGAGUAUGGCCGUGCCUCAUCCAUUUGCCCUGUUUUCCAGGAGACCGGCUUGAUAUACGGGAAGAGGGCAGGAACCAAGGACUCGGGUAAAGAUAAACCCUAG
This is a messenger RNA of Spirodela intermedia, 2555 nucleotides long. Lineage: Eukaryota; Viridiplantae; Streptophyta; Magnoliopsida; Alismatales; Araceae. The record is from the annotation of a GenBank genome assembly.